AUGUGGAGCAUCUUCGCGUGGUUGAGCGAGUCUGAGAGGUUGCCUUCACUUCCGUUGCCACAGCCGCCUUUGGCAUACUCCUCGGGUACCUCGUCUCCCCGGGUCAGCUCCAUUGGGUCCUCCGCAAGUUCAAACGGAGAUUCGCAGUCUUCCUUCACAUCUGCUGCGAGUUCAAACGGGCCCAAAACCCCAUCGCCCAAUCUUCCCGUCAGCAACGCCAUCUCUGGGCCGCCGUCCCAGACCAUUGGAGGAUACGAGCACUAUUCGACGAUGAACUCAGCUCCCGAUAUGUACUAUUCUCAGCACAUGUCAGCAGGUCCUACGCCUCAGACCCAGACUGUCACCUCAAACGUACCUCAGUAUCAUCAACAACCGCCGUUACUACACCCUGGUCCCGCACAGUACCCGGCGCCUUACCCCCCAUAUGGUUAUACCAACGGAUUGACAUCCCCUCAAUCUGCCCCGCCUGCCGUGUCGAACUCGAUGGGCGCACAGAAUGUUCUCCCUCUCCCUGGUGUGCCCAACCAGCCGGGAAUGCAGAAUCAGUUCUCCGGCAUGGACACCACUGGUCAAGUUGCGCCUCCGGGUAUGAAGCCUCGGGUGACAGCAACCUUGUGGGAGGAUGAAGGGAGCUUAUGUUUCCAGGUCGAGGCCCGAGGUAUUUGUGUAGCACGUCGAGAAGACAACCAUAUGAUUAAUGGUACGAAACUGCUCAAUGUUGCAGGCAUGACUCGCGGCAGACGAGAUGGAAUUUUGAAGAGUGAGAAAAUCCGCCACGUCGUAAAAAUUGGACCGAUGCACUUGAAGGGUGUUUGGAUUCCCUUUGAAAGAGCGUUGGACUUUGCCAAUAAGGAAAAAAUCACUGAGAUGCUGUAUCCUCUGUUCGUCCAUAACAUCGGUGCACUUCUAUAUCACCCGACGAAUCAAAACCGGACGAACCAGGUGAUGGCGGCAGCAGAGCGCCGUAAGCAGGAGCAGAACCAGAUGCGCAACGGUCCCGGCGGGCCGGCCCCUCCUGGUGGCGUCCUUCCUUCAAUACAGCAGCAUCACCACCAUAUGGGUUUGCCCGGGCCGCAAGCCCCGCUGUCGUCGCAUAACAAUGCCGGACGGCCAUCGCUUGAUCGAGCUCACACGUUCCCCACGCCCCCGACUAGUGCGUCGAGUGUGAUGGGAGGUAUGGGUGCUUCGGAGAACUUCCAGCAAUGGCCGCAGCAAGGGAUGAGCGGAGCACCGAACAAUAACCCUAUGUCCAUUGAUACAGGUCUGAGCAACCCACGCUCCAUGCCUGCAACGCCUGCGACAACCCCACCCGGCGCUUCGAUGCAGAGCAUGCAGCAAUCGUACCCUCAAAGCACACAAUCCUACGAUAGUUCUCGGGGUGUGUAUAACGGGCAGGCUACUCAACAAUCGUCGUACCCCGCUUCCAACAGCAGUCCCCAAGAUCGAAACUCGUACGGGCAAAGCAAUGCUUACAUGAGAGGCGAUAUGGCUCCUCCUUCUGGCAGACCAGCGGGUCCCGGCGAACAAGACGUUAAGCCACCAAACGGUAUGAUGCACCCGGGCCAGUCCGGCGAGCACGUCCCUCACUCGGCCGGUGACGACGAGGCGGAGCACGAAGCCGAAUACACACACGACAGCGGGGCUUACGAUGCUAACCGCUCAGCCUACUACAACGCACCGCCCCCGGCUCCUCUUUCGGGAGAGCAUGCUCAUCUGUCGCCCGAGAUGACGGGAUCACCAAGCCACCAAGCUGGAUCUGGAAGAGCUACUCCGAGAACAGCAGCUCCGCCGCAGCCCUAUUAUGCCCAGCAAGCAGGAUACAACACACCUCCUCGGGUCCCACCUCCGUCGAGCAAUCUUUAUAAUGUAAUGAGCAACGAUCGGAGCAGCAAUGGCGCACCGGGCGGAGAUGUGUACGGUUCGCAAAACGAGAUGGGACAGCCCAUGCAAAACGGCUACCAGCCCGUCAUGAACGGCGCGUCGGGAGCUAUGAAACGAGGACGCGAUGAUGAGGAUGAGUUGCCCCGCCCCUCAAGUGGCGGCUUCGACCUCAAGCGGAGAAAAACGAUGGGCAAUGGCCCCAUCCCUGCGCCAACAUAUGAUAUGAACCGUCCUCCGUCAGCGGUUUCAGCACGCCGAUGA
Messenger RNA from Pseudomassariella vexata, 2142 nucleotides. RefSeq lists its product as uncharacterized. The transcript is spliced from 4 exons. Gene Ontology annotation, cellular component: nucleus. NCBI's taxonomy places the organism in Eukaryota, Fungi, Ascomycota, Sordariomycetes, Amphisphaeriales, Pseudomassariaceae. The coding region runs from base 1 to 2142 and encodes 713 amino acids. The record is from RefSeq and is a predicted model, not a curated record. Gene Ontology annotation, molecular function: DNA-binding transcription factor activity; sequence-specific DNA binding. Gene Ontology annotation, biological process: positive regulation of transcription by RNA polymerase II.